AUGUAUGAGACGAGGAACAAAAUAAUUAAAAAAAUUUUGGACGAGUUCUUCAACACAAGAGAUCUGCCACUUCCAAAGGAAUUUGAUUGUACUAGUUCUCCAUUCCGUAACAUUUUCAUAGACAAGAAAGUAGCUAUUUUAAGUCAGACGAAGGCGGAGAGAACGAUUGAUUUGAACAAAGAUUUGAGUGUUUAUAUAGUCAACGAAUUGCUUAGAAAAUUAGAACCGUUGUGCACACAUGUCUUGAAGUUGUUAGAGGAAUUCCCUGAGAAUGAGGUGUUGGUGAAGAUCAUUUCUAUUAUAGAGAGACUGAAGAACUUCCCAAAAGACAGACCCUCUCAUGAAAUAUUUGAUAGUCCUCCAUAUCUUGCGUGGUUUGUUAAUGUCUGGAAGAUGGUAGAUGAGAUGGUGAACAAUGAAGUCGACGAACAAAUAGAAUUGGGCUUUUUGGAGUCAAUGAAUCAAUUUAUGUAUAAGUGCACGUAUGGACAAUUUGAAGAGAGACUUAAAGUACUUGGCAUAGUUAUUCAAAUAUGUCAGGUGAUGUUGACGCAAACUUGGGAAUACUACAAUGUCUUUGUAUCGAGAAUUAAAGAAGACAUAGACAGAGAGACUAAACCUGUUGAGACUAAAAUUAAGGAGUUUGUGAAACUGAUAAUAUGGAAUGAUAUUAACCAUAAAAAGAUCAAAGACCAAGUGGAGAAGUCGAACCGGAAAUUGUAUGGAUUUAAAAAGGAGUACGAUGACAUUUUGAAGAAGAAUGUACAAUUUUUUGUUCAAAGUCAGACGUUUGCGAACACCACGAGCGCUACUGAUAAAGCGUUGGGACCCAUCUUUAAAGAAAUUCAUAAGAGUGAAAAGAUAAUAAAGACUGUGGAUUCAAAGAAGAGAACAGACAAUAUCGGUUAUUUCAUUUAUAGAAUUGCUGUGUUGAAAGAGAAUACUAUUCGAGUGUGUGUUGAAGAGAAGAUGAGUAAAGAGAAGUUGGGUGUUGUAUGGCUUGAGGAAGUCAAAAAAGAGUUGAUUGGCCGUGUUGUAGAAUUUCAGAAUUUAACAGGAAAUGAAGGUGUGAAGACAAAGAAAAGAGCACUUUUGGACAUUUUAUUGUACUUCAACUUUUGUUAA
This is a messenger RNA of Entamoeba invadens IP1, 1125 nucleotides long. RefSeq lists its product as hypothetical. Gene Ontology annotation, biological process: ribosomal large subunit assembly; rRNA processing. Lineage: Eukaryota; Evosea; Mastigamoebida; Endamoebidae. The transcript is spliced from 3 exons. Bases 1 to 1125 code for a protein of 374 amino acids. The record is from RefSeq and is a predicted model, not a curated record. Gene Ontology annotation, cellular component: preribosome, large subunit precursor.